UAUUACAUUAUUGCUUGGACAAUUGUUCACAUUUAUUUUAACCUGACAAUGUAUUUGCAUUGUAUCAAAAAUUCUUUUCAAUUUAAACAUUUUGUAUUAGAUUAUUGAGUAGAUGAAUAAGACGCAGCUAUUUUAAAGAUAAGUUCAUAUAUAUAUAUAGCUUUUGAGGCAAAUAUGUUUUAGUUUGAUGUCAGGCAUCUGGUGACAAUAGGGCCAUUUUAACAUUUUCUAUGUCCCUCGAGUUUAAAAGAGCGCAGGAAUUUUGGCAUGAACAAGCCCAAUUCGAAGCUCAGAAAAAUUUUGAAUUAAUUCAUCAACAUGGAAAAGGCCCAAGCAAUAUUUUUAUUUUGGACACAUCUUCAAGUCUUGGGAAGGAGGGGUUCGAUCAAUUAAAAGAAGUAUUUUGUACAAUUAUUGAUGAGUAUGCAAACCAUCCAGACUUUGACGAAAAUGUAGCAGUUAUAAUAUGUGGAAGAAACACUAAAUUCCAGCGUUAUUACUCAAACCAGUACUCCGACAUGAAACAUUGCCUAGAUGACGUCGAAUAUGGUGGACCAAGCCCGCUAACCGCGGCAUUUAUUCUAUCUACAGGAUGCUUACUACAUGUACAUGGAAAUGGGUAUACACGAAGGUUUGGGGAAUUUCACGUUCGUCCGAGAAUAAUUCUCAUUUCGGAUGGAAAACCCACAGAUUUUACGGCCAUCAAUAACAUUGAUAUUGAUGAUUCCCCAGUAUUUGAAUCUGUAGAGGACAAAAACCAUUUGCUGCAGUUUACAAAAAAUGUUGGAAAUUUUCAUCCUAUCUUCUGCAUACCUGUUGGACGAAACCCCGACCUGAUAUUACUGGAAUUUUUGAGUGCCCAGUCAAGGGGAGGAAAGCUUGUUUAUCACCAUGAGGCCAGACAGUUUGCAAAAUAUACGGCAAAUAUGGAGGAUAUAUUUGAAAUUUGCUCCAAGAAGACGUUAUAUAAUUCGGAGGAUUCUGUGAAGGCAGAAGUUGUCGAUGAAAUGGAUGAUGUAUUUCAAGAGAGAGACCCACGAAUGCCUCCUUUAGGGUCACGGGUCAAACGAGGACGAGACUGGAAGUGGAAUUAUCAGGAUAGCAAUGGUCCUGGUACAGUAAUAGGACAUAUGAAGGAAGGUGGGUGGUUAAACGUAAAGUGGGAUACUGGUGAGACAUAUGGCUACAGAUAUGGAUCUACCCUAGAGGAAAGGGAUAAAUACGAUGUUCAAGUCUGUAACGAACCUAGAAUUUUAGAAAAUGAGACUAUGGCAACGGGGUGUCUGGUCAAAAGAGGUCCUGACUGGAAAUGGGGAGAUCAGGACGGCGGUACUGGAAGUAUUGGAUCCGUUUACAGAGUGAAACGAAAUGGAACUGUCUUUGUGCGAUGGCCAAACGGCCUAACGACAGAAAACAGGUUUGGACAUAAUGGAAAAUAUGAUCUACAGAUAUGCGAUCCAUUCUCAACGGAAUCAAUUGAGUAUCUCCAAGAUCAAAUCAGGAAGGCAGCUCUUAAUUGCCCAGUUAAUGAUCCAUUUGUGGACCUUUCUGAAAGUUCGCCUUUUAAAGUGAGUGAAUCUGGGAAUGAUUUUGACCAUGAGACUAGAAAAAGUUACGAAAAACCUACAGCUAGUAUACCUGUCUUGAAAAUUUCUAAGGGAAAGUAUUUCAAAAACGACAAAGUUGAGGACGAAUCGUCCGAUAUAGAGAUUGAUGGGUUAUCAAAUUCAACGGUUUUUACUGCGGUAGAUCAGUGGUUGUGGAAAGAUGAACAAGGCCAUUGGAAUCCAUAUCCAAGAAAAAUGAACGAUAAAAUAAACAAAUGUUACAAACGAAAUCCUAAUUCCACUGUCAUUGUUUCAAUGAAAGAAAACACGUACAGAGUAGUAAUGAUCAAAGGUGUACAAAUAAACUUGACGACAAGAGAAGUGUUCGAUGUGAAAAGUGUGAAAAAUACCAAAUGAUCUUGAUAAAAUGCAUUUUCAUAAUCUGAACAGUUAUUUCUAUGCGCAUUAUUUUGAUUUAAAAAACAAUGUGUGUGUAGCAAUACAUUCAUCGUUAGCAUGGUAGGACCUAUCUGAAGGAAAAUAUACAGAAAUCCUAAAGAAAUAAAGUAAUUAACUGCCUUUCAUUUAUUUUUCCAAAUUAGAUAACUGUUA
Molecule: messenger RNA, 2159 nt
Organism: Saccostrea cuccullata (small rock oyster)
Lineage: Eukaryota; Metazoa; Mollusca; Bivalvia; Ostreida; Ostreidae
Exons: 15
Coding region: 231-1964 (577 amino acids)
Biological process (GO): protein ubiquitination
Cellular component (GO): cytoplasm
Molecular function (GO): ubiquitin-protein transferase activity; metal ion binding
Source: RefSeq, a predicted model, not a curated record